CAUUUUCCCCAUCUUCCCGUGUUUAUUAGCGUAAGCCUCAUCAGCCGCCGCCGCCGCCGCCGCCUCCUCCUCGUUACGCCAUUGCUCGAGCUUCAUCCUCUCCUCCAAUGGCGUCCUUCCUCCUUACCUUCCCCUCCUCCUCUCCAACCCCUCGUUUAUCCGAAGCUAACCCCAUUACGCCCUCAUCCCGCAUUGUUCGAGCUUCACCGUCUCCUUCAAUGGCGUCCUUUCCUUUUUAUGUACCCCUCCUCCUCUCCAACCCCUCGCUUAUUCAAAGCCAACCCCAUUAGGGGAUCAUCUCGCAAACCCUUCACUCGGAUCUCCUGCUCUUCGGACUCCUCACCGGCCAAAGCCACUACAUCGUCCAAGAACCGUCGUCCUGCCGAGGAGAACAUUCGCGAGGAGGCUGCGCGGCGCGAUCACGCUAACCCUAGUAAUGGCCAUGGUCUCUCGGCUUGGUAUGUCCCUUUCGGGGCACAAGAGGAUGGCGAAGAACGCUACUCGUUGGAUGAGAUCGUAUAUCGAAGCCAAUCUGGUGGACUUUUGGACGUCCGCCAUGAUUUAUCGGCUCUGAAGAAAUUCCCCGGCUCCUACUGGCGCUCUCUCUUUGACUCCCGCGUCGGCCACACCACCUGGCCUUAUGGCUCCGGCGUCUGGUCCAAGAAGGAGUGGGUGCUCCCCGAGAUCGAUGGCGAAGACAUCGUCUCCCUCUUCGAGGGCAACUCCAAUCUCUUCUGGGCUGAGCGCUUCGGCAAGGAUUAUCUCGGCAUGAACGAUCUCUGGGUCAAGCACUGCGGCAUCUCUCACACCGGUUCCUUCAAGGACCUAGGCAUGACCGUCCUCGUUAGUCAGGUCAACCGCCUCCGUCGCCGCCUUAAGCGUCCCAUCGUUGGCGUCGGCUGUGCGUCCACUGGCGACACCUCUGCUGCCCUCUCUGCGUACUGUGCCGCAGCUCGCAUCCCCGCUAUUGUUUUCCUUCCGGCAGAUCGCAUCUCUGUCGCCCAGCUCGUUCAGCCAAUCGCCAACGGCGCCACUGUGCUCUCCCUCGAUACUGACUUCGAUGGCUGCAUGCGUCUCAUUCGCGAGGUCACUGCUGAGUUUCCAAUCUAUCUCGCUAACUCUCUCAACUCGCUGCGGCUCGAGGGGCAGAAGACCGCCGCCAUUGAGAUCUUGCAGCAGUUCGAUUGGGAGGUUCCUGACUGGGUCGUUGUUCCUGGUGGCAACCUUGGCAACAUCUACGCCUUCUAUAAGGGUUUUGAGAUGUGCCGAGAUCUUGGGCUGGUGGACAGAGUGCCACGCCUUGUCUGCGCACAGGCGGCCAAUGCAAACCCUCUCUACCUCUACUACAAGGCCGGGUGGACGGGAUUCCAGCCUAUCACUGCAAGCCCAACCUUUGCCUCUGCCAUUCAGAUUGGUGAUCCAGUUUCCAUUGAUCGUGCAGUGUUUGCUAUUCGAUCCACUGAUGGUAUAGUAGAGGAGGCCACUGAAGAGGAACUCAUGGAUGCCAUGGCCCAGGCUGACCGUACUGGCAUGUUUGCUUGCCCACACACAGGUGUUGCCCUUGCUGCUCUCAUUAAGCUGAGAGACAGUGGGGUGAUUGGUCCUCAUGACCGGACUGUAGUUGUUAGCACCGCUCAUGGUUUGAAAUUCACACAGGCCAAGGUUGAUUACCACUCUAAGGAAAUCGUGGACAUGACUUGCCGUUAUGCCAACCCACCUGUGAAUGUGAAGGCAGAUUUCGGCUCAGUGAUGGACACCUUGAAGAAGAAGCUUGCAGGGAUGUUGUAAAUUAAUUGCUCGCUCAGUGCUAAUCUUGUCACUCACUGGAUGGAGUGGCUUUCAAAAAAGAAAG
Messenger RNA from Dioscorea cayenensis subsp. rotundata (Guinea yam), 1852 nucleotides. RefSeq names its product threonine synthase, chloroplastic-like. Gene Ontology annotation, biological process: L-cysteine biosynthetic process. Gene Ontology annotation, molecular function: pyridoxal phosphate binding; threonine synthase activity. Gene Ontology annotation, cellular component: cytoplasm. Bases 238 to 1788 code for a protein of 516 amino acids. The record is from RefSeq and is a predicted model, not a curated record. Lineage: Eukaryota; Viridiplantae; Streptophyta; Magnoliopsida; Dioscoreales; Dioscoreaceae. The transcript has 3 exons.